Messenger RNA from Octodon degus (degu), 874 nucleotides. RefSeq names its product alcohol dehydrogenase E chain-like. Gene Ontology annotation, molecular function: all-trans-retinol dehydrogenase (NAD+) activity; zinc ion binding. Gene Ontology annotation, biological process: retinol metabolic process; retinoic acid metabolic process. The coding region runs from base 11 to 826 and encodes 271 amino acids. The transcript is spliced from 5 exons. Gene Ontology annotation, cellular component: cytosol. The record is from RefSeq and is a predicted model, not a curated record. Lineage: Eukaryota; Metazoa; Chordata; Mammalia; Rodentia; Octodontidae.
UCAUCUGUAGAUGGUGGCCACAGGAAUCUGUCGCUCAGAUGACCAUGUGGUUAGUGGACACUUAAUGACUGCUCUUCCUGUGAUCCUGGGCCACGAAGCAGCUGGCAUUGUGGAAAGCAUUGGAGAAGGGGUGACUUCAGUAAAACCAGGUGAUAAAGUCAUCCCACUGUUUGUUCCCCAGUGUGGAAAAUGCAAAAGUUGUAAACACCCAGAAAGCAACUUCUGCGUGAAAAAUGAUUUAUCAUCAGGGAAUCCGGGCAAACUGCAGGACGGCACCACCAGGUUCACCUGCAGAGGAAAGCCCAUCCACCACUUCCUGGGCACCAGCACCUUCUCUCAGUACACAGUGGUGGAUGAGAUCUCCGUGGCCAAAAUCGAUGCAGCCUCACCCCUGGAGAAGGUCUGUCUCAUUGGCUGUGGAUUUUCUACCGGUUAUGGCUCUGCUGUCAAAGUUGCCAAGGUCACCCAGGGCUCCACCUGUGCUGUGUUUGGCCUGGGUGGAGUCGGCCUGUCUGUUAUCAUUGGCUGCAAAGCAGCAGGAGCAGCCAGGAUCAUUGCAGUGGACAUCAACAAAGACAAAUUUGCAAAGGCCAGAGAGGUGGGUGCCACUGAGUUUGUCAACCCUCAAGACUAUGACAAACCUAUUGAGGAGGUACUCCAGGAAAUGAGCAAUGGAGGUGUGGAUUUCUCCUUUGAAGUCGUUGGUCGGCUUGACACCAUGACCUCUGCAAGGAAAAUUACUGUACUCCAAAGGACUUCUUUGGGACUCACAGCUGCUCCCCAAUUUUAUGAGAAUUUACAGUAUAUAAAUAGCCUGAUCAAUUAAAUAUUGAAAGGACAGCUUCUAACAAAUGGUUAUUACCAAAUGGUUAUU